This is a messenger RNA of Paramecium octaurelia, 468 nucleotides long. Lineage: Eukaryota; Ciliophora; Oligohymenophorea; Peniculida; Parameciidae. The record is from the annotation of a GenBank genome assembly.
AAUAAAUGCAACAUCCUCACGAAGUGGUCGAUAUGUUCAACGAAUUUAAAUCUCCAUAGACAAAUUUAUUGAACGUGAAAGAGUUUUUGGAAUUGCUCUAAGAAUCUGGAAUGGACAAAAGCUGUUAAUUGUUAUACAAGAAAUUACAUAAGAAAAGAAAUGACAAUUUGAAUUUGAAUUAAUUUGCGGAAAGUUUCCAUUAUGAUUCUAGUGAUUUUGAAAACUUUGAGAUGCUAUUUCAGAUCAUGGAUACAAGCAAUUCAAAAAAGUUAAGCAAGUAGGAAUUAAAAAAAUAAUGUGAUAUUUUGGGUAUUAUUGUGAUGGAUAUAGAUAGGGAUGGGAUUUAGCGAUAAAGACAUAGAUAUCAUGAUCAAUCAAAUUGGAAGUGAGGAAUAAGAUGUUGUAUCCAGGGAUAAAUUAUGGAGUGUAUUACAAUAAUAUAAAAAUCAUGAAUUUCAUCAUUAGUGA